This is a messenger RNA of Sarcophilus harrisii (Tasmanian devil), 2938 nucleotides long. It is a transcript of the gene ZNF3, whose product is annotated as zinc finger protein 3. Gene Ontology annotation, biological process: negative regulation of transcription by RNA polymerase II. Lineage: Eukaryota; Metazoa; Chordata; Mammalia; Dasyuromorphia; Dasyuridae. The transcript is spliced from 7 exons. Gene Ontology annotation, molecular function: DNA-binding transcription repressor activity, RNA polymerase II-specific. The coding region runs from base 593 to 2059 and encodes 488 amino acids. The record is from RefSeq and is a predicted model, not a curated record.
GAAUAAGUUCAAUGAGAGGAACAACGGGACCAGCUCGCCCACUCGCUCCGCCAGGGCCGGUAAGAUACGAAUUAGAGGCCGAGCUGCGGAGCCUGCUAGUCCGUUGGCUGGAGGAGUGGUUCUAUUUGUCUCCGAAGCCCGAGUUCAAUCCAGGGCAAUGUCGGUGAUGGCCCAGUGCGAGAAACCGCCAAGGCCUUAAGUAUCCUCCCAGCUCAGAAGUGAGCCGGAGCACGAAGGAGGACACUUCCGGAUUUCCUAGAGUGGUCGAGAGGCAAUACCCGGAAGGAAAUUUGGAGAGUUUCCGGCCAUUGUUCUGUCCUUCUGGUGUGCGUGGCUGGAGUUCGAAAGGUUCUGCCUGUUUCUCGGUCCUCCUGCUUCUAAUCCUCACCGCCCGCGAUUGAGUUUUCUUCUCUUCUCCCUGGACUGCCACGGGCUCCCAGAUUGUAAGCUACUGGAGGGCAUGGAUUUUCGAUUGGUUUGGUUUUGAAAUAUCCACUGCAGCUAGUACAGUGCCUUGCAAAGAACAGUAUCAUUAAAGAGACAUUCCUUGUGUAUUGUACUCUGGUAGAAGACAGCAGUUCCAGAGCAUCCCAUGGAAACACAAGCUGAUUGUGCGUCUCAGGAACCUCAGCUCGUGCUUGAGAGUGCUUCACCUCCUCCCAAAGUUUCUGCUUCUCUUGGUAAAGGUAACCUGGAAGACCAGAUGUUGGCAGCUGCCCUUCUAAAAGCCAAGUCCCAGGAACUGGUGACAUUUGAGGAUGUAGCUGUGUAUUUCAUUCGGAAAGAAUGGAAACGUCUGGACCCUGCUCAAAGGGACCUCUACAGGGAUGUGAUGCUGGAGAAUUACGGGAAUGUAUUUUCACUAGGCUUUCCAUUCCCAAAUCCUGAGAUAAUCUCUCAUCUGGAUGGAGAAGAAGAACCAUGGGUCCUGGAUUUGAAUAGAGCUGAAAGCCAGGGACUCCAAAGUGCCUCUUGUAUAGAUGGUGAGACCAGAACUAGGAAUGAUCAAGAAAUUUCUGAAGCUGCAGAAUCACAUGGGGUGAUACUGGGAAGAUUUCAAAAAGAUGUUCCUUCAAGUCUCAAAUUUGGAGAAACUUGUGAAUGGCAAGAUGAUUUAGAGAGGCAGCUGGGAAACUCCAUGGAGGAAAGAUUGAGGAGAAAGAUGGGAGAUCUUAGACAAGUGAUAGUUGAGGAUCAGAAAAGCCCCACAGAUGAGAGAGUCCAACAGUACAAAGAAUUUGGGAAUAGUUUUAGUCUUAACCCAAAUCUUGUUAUACAUCAAAGAGGUUCUAUGGGAGAUAAACCACAUAAGUGUGAUGAAUGUGGUAAAAGCUUUAAUCGAACUUCCGACCUCAUUCAGCAUCAGAGAAUCCAUACAGGGGAGAAGCCCUAUGAAUGUAAUGAAUGUGGGAAAGCCUUCAGUCAGAGCUCACACCUUAUUCAGCACCAGAGAAUUCACACUGGAGAGAAACCUUAUGAAUGUAAUGACUGUGGGAAAACCUUCAGUUGUAGCUCUGCCCUUAUUCUACAUAGGAGAAUCCAUACUGGAGAGAAGCCCUAUGAAUGUAAUGAGUGUGGAAAAACUUUUAGUUGGAGUUCAACCCUUACUCAUCAUCAGAGAAUACAUACUGGGGAAAAACCUUAUGAAUGUAAUGAAUGUGGGAAAGCAUUCAGUCGGAGUUCAACUCUUAUUCAUCAUCAAAGAAUUCAUACUGGAGAGAAGCCCUAUGAAUGUAAUGAAUGUGGGAAAGCCUUUAGUCAGAGUUCUCAUCUUUAUCAGCAUCAGAGAAUCCACACAGGAGAGAAACCCUAUGAAUGUAGGGAAUGUGGUGGAAGAUUCACCUAUAGCUCAGGUCUUAUUCAGCAUCAGAGAAUACAUACAGGGGAGAAUCCCUACGAAUGUAGUGAGUGUGGAAAAGCCUUCAGGUAUAGCUCAGCUCUUGUUCGUCACCAGAGAAUCCACACAGGAGAGAAAUCUUUGAAUGUGGUGACUAUGGGCAAAGGUUCCAUCAGAGUUGCUGCAUUAAAUAUCAGAGAAUCCAUCCAUAUGAGAGAGUGAGAAUCUUGUGCACCACUAAAUACAUUUAAUGCAGAAAAAUGUUUGGUUAGAGCUUGUUCUUAAGAAUCCUGACAGACUCCAUCCUGAGGAAUAUUCUUUGAACAAGAAAAAUGUGGAAAGUUUCCUCUUAUUUGGAACUCUUUCACUGUAAAAUAAAGCAUAUUGGGCAAAACAACUCAACCUUAAUCCCAUCAAGGCCAAUGAAGAGAGGCCAGCUAUCUAGGUAGCUUUCCCCAGGAUUGAUCUCAGUUACGAAAGUAAAACUUCCCAAAGAAUAGUUGGUUGAAGCAUAGAAGAGGGCUCUGAUUCUGAUAUUGCUUGGAAAGGAGUUUACUAUUCACCUUUAUAUAUGUAUAAAUAUACAAGAGAGGAACUAUUUUGGAAGAUUUCAUGGUUUCAUUUUGGCAAAUAGAUUGUAGAGGUAAAGAUAUUGAUAUUGGGAGGGGGGUGAUAGGCUGUGUCUCAAAAGCUAGUUUUUCUAAUAAUUAAAAGGAUUUCCUGCUGUACCACUAAAGGAAGUGGGGGGAGGGUAACAUUAGGUCCUGAGGGAUAUGGUUAUCACCAUACAGAGAAGAAAAAAUUUGGGUUUCCUUGCUCCUUUGGGGGAAUAUGGAAGCAGCUCUUUUGAGCCAGGAUGGCUUUCCAAGCUAACUAGAUUGUUUUCCCAAUCCUUAUUUCCCCUCAGUACAAAUGAAAUGCUGUUUCACUUUUUCAGUCUGUUGAAACAUGUUUCAGUGUGAUUGGAUAAAUAUGAAUACAUUUUUAUUGAGGAUUCAAGGAUUUCUUCCCUUGCUGCCCAUCCUCCAAAUAAAUAAGAAAUUUUUAACUACCUGUGGCUAUGGAUUUGACCUUUAAAAAAAUUAAUCCAGUUUGGCCAUA